UUUGCACCAGUCAUCGGCAGUACUUGUUCCUGUGUCCGCAGCUUUGGUGGCUUCCGCUCCGCGAUCGGUGGGUACGUUCGUGGGAAUAUUUAAGUUUGUUUCAAACGCUUACUUGCUCCCGGUGUCUUUGUGAAACAGUGCAUACCGUUUAAGUAUUGGUAAGCAGGUGUCCUAUUGACAAUAAAAGGUUGAUGUUUUGCUGAGAAUUAUGUCGGAUACUGAUGCAGGAUUACGAUCGGUCACACGUCAAGUCAGCUGACAUAUUGCGCUCCACUACACCGCAACAGCCUUCGAUCGGUGGGUGAAAUAAAAUGAUUACGUGCUAAAACUCUCAGCAGAGUGCGCGGAGAUUCGCCAGGCGACUUACAACCGACAAUUUCUCGACGGACUCUUUUUUGUUACGAUAUUUAAGCACGAUACGGAUAUACGAAGCGUUUACUUAAAUGCUUGGAACAAACUUCUACUCCAUGUUGUGACUACAUGGUGACACGCGGUCGUAAACGAGCGAUCGGCAAGAAAGCUGUGGCAGAAAACAGUUAGUUAUCCUGUGCCAAGCUGACUAUACCUAUUCACUGUUAAUCAAGACAGUGAUUUCAAAUAUCAUAGAAGAAAAAUCAAUUUUACUGGCACAGAAAUAUUGUAACAACAGCUCAUAAUGGAACGUGAAUCUAAUCCAAUGCAAGCUUUGUGCCGCAGCGGUUGUGGAUUUUAUGGCUCGCCAGCCACUGAUGGACUUUGUUCUCUUUGCUACAAAGAAAAUUUAAAAAAGAAACAACAACCACCAGUAUCAGCUGCAACUGUUCCAACCUCACAGACCGUUUCUGGUAACGCUGGCACGUUGCAAAGCGGUUUUGGCAGUCCUGCUGUUACAGGAACUACAGCCCAACCUACCAUUCCUACUAUACCUCAAUCAACGACAGAUCUACCCAAUCCUAAAGAAGUUAGCAGGGAAGAUCAGGACAGUGAAGUAGGAGUAAGCGUUACAGUAGCUGAAGGUUCAGUGAGUAGUGGUGAUACAGAUGAGUGCUUCGAUGGCAAAGAGACUGAUAAAGAAUCUAAGAAGAAGAAAAAUCGUUGUGCUGUUUGUCGCAAAAAAGUUGGAUUAACUGGAUUUGAGUGUCGUUGCGGAGGACUAUUCUGCUCCGUGCAUCGAUACAGUGAUAAGCACGACUGCAAAUUUGAUUAUAGAGAAAUGGGCGCUCAAGAGAUACGGCGCAAUAAUCCAGUUGUUGUUGGUGAAAAAGUGCAAAAAAUUUGAACUAUUUAGUGUGUAGUCGUUGGGAAAAUGGUUAUAUAACUAUAUAAACAAACAGAAUAUAAAACCCAGAAGAAACAAGAUAAAUUAUCUGGCAGCUGAUUGUGUGUUUAGGAGUGAAAUAUACAUGCAGAAAAGUAUGAAUGACACAGAGUGUAAGAGGUGCAAAAAAAAAUUAAUUUCAGAUAGAAAAUUGAAAGGGGGUAGAGAAAUAGAACAUCAGACAGCAAACGAUUUGUUUGAUUGCCAAUUAGAAUGAGUGUGUGAGUGUGAAUGUUUCAAAAUUGGACAUCAGUGCCAUGUCAGAUUGUCAUCUAGCGAGAGUUCUAACUGAGAAUAUAUCUGGUUACUAACUGCUGCCAGCUUACUAUUACUAUUACCUAUUAUUAUCUUUAUGAUUAUUACAAUUUAUUAUUAUUCUAUAUUAUGUUUAUUAUUAAUUUACUUAAACGCAAAAAUUCGCGGAUAAAGUUUGUUUUUAAGAAGAUCCAGAAUUUUUGGUGCAGUCAGUCAGUCGGCAAACGAUUAAAAUUAUCUCGUUAGCAAUUUCAAUUUAAUCGCAAAUUUUAUAUAUUGCUGUUUUGUUUCUAUAUCAAGAAGGGAAUGUUGCUUAGAUAAUGGCUGAUAUUGAUGGGUGAUCACAAUCUUAGGUUAAUGAUUAGUCUAAUAAUUAUUAAGUAUAUUAGUCUAUUGAUUCAUAAAUAAUGCAAUGAAGUAUAAGUAGUAUUGUGUGUUUAUGUGCAACUUCACGUGAAUAUAACCAGCAUUAUUACUCAUUAAAUAUGUUUCAAUCUAUAAUGCAAAUCAAUUAUUUACACUGUCGCAGCAAUUCUUUUAAAGAAAAACCCUUCUAUGAAGAUAUUUAUUCCUCGUUUUUUCUCCGCGGGUAUUGAAACAUAGAGUAUAAAUAUUUAGCACUACUAAAACCAUUAAUUAGUUUCUUUGUUUUUCUUUUAUUUCAUUUCUUUUUUUUCUCUUUGUGAGUUUUAUAGAGUAGCUGUGCAAGGUAUUCCGGUGCUGCAUUACAGUGCUUGAAAACUGAGUAAUAACAUUUUUCUAGAUGCCAGAUAUUACAUUAAAAGAAAGAAUAGCUGGCAAAAACACGAUCAGCAUUAGAAAAUGUAAAAGAUAUACGAACAUUGUAGAGAAGGCUACUAUCACAUGGUGAUCACUAUGUAUGUUUCUAAAUGACUUUGUUAAAACAUAAUUAAUCUUCGUCUCUACGUUAUCAUCCUAAAAUAUUGUUCUCAUUAUAAGAUUUAUGUUAAAAUGGUGCUACGAGACCGUUCUUUACUGUAUUUUCUUGCGAAGUCAACUGCAAUAUAAUGAAGGAAACUAUUAUGGACUUUGUGUUCAUAAUAUAUUAAUUCCUUAAAAAUAAAUUCAUAUGCAUCUUAAAUCAAUGAAAUUAUGAAUAAUAAUUGCUGGAUUAAAUAAAAAAAGGGAAGUAACUGAUAUUUUUAUGUUAUCUAUAUCAUUUUGGGACAAAGCGUUGUCAAGACUGUGCUGCCAUAUAUAUAUACAUAUAUACGUACUUCUUUAUUAUAUAAUUAGAAUACUCUCAACGAAAGCAUUUUCUGAUUUGUUAUUAAUUCUAAUGAGCUUUAAACAUUGGUAAAUAUUGCAAAGAAAGAGAACAAAUUAUUUUCCACAAAUAUAUAAAUAUACAUAUAAUUUAUUUUCUUCUACAUUAGCAACGAAGAAAUUGUUUGCUUAAUGUUAUCUCAAAGAGAUUCUUGUUAAUAUAACUCUUAUAUAUAAUCAAUAAUUUUUAACAACUUAUAAUUUAAAAUGAGAUCUCUUAUAUAUAUAUGUGUGGCUGUAAUGCAAAAUGACAUAAGUCACGUUAAAAAAAGAAUAAAUAAACUAAUACAUUACAUAAUUUUUUUUUAAUAUAUUCUUUAUGGGGUAAUAUUUCCAUAAUACCUGGUUAAGAUGAAUAAACGAUGUAAAAAAUAAGAAUGUGUAUUAAUGGUAUUAAUUUUAUAAUGGUUUCAUGAUGUGUUGACAUGGGAAAUAAUGAACACCUUAUAAUUUUAUAUUACCUUAUUGUAAAAAAGCUUAAAAUGAAAAUAAAAUUAAUUUUAAAUACUUGUUUUUUUAAAACAUUGUGAUGUAAUAGCUCGAGAAGCAUUACGAAUUAAAUAAAAGUUAAUGCUUAUUAUAAAAAUUAUUUAUUUGAUAUAUAUAUAUAUAUGUGUGUAUACAUAUUAUAUAUAUAUAUAUAUAUAUAUAUAUAUAUAUAUAUAUAUAUAUAUUUCAAUAUAAAUAUUUAUUUAAAGUUUUAUUAUGAGUUGAUAUUUUUAAGUGUAAAAGUAUCGUAUAGAAUACGGACGAGAGUCAUUUUACAUUAUGGCCACAUAGCAAUAAUGUUUUAAAUAAUCAAAUAUGUUUAAAAAUUGAGAGUACAGAAAAUGCAAAUCUUUAAUAUUACUUCCUAUUUAUCAUUAAUUCACAAAAUUUUUUUCAAGUGGAAAAAAUUCAUCAAAACAAAUUGACGUAAACUUAAUUUUUUUUCUCAUUUUUUUGUUUUACAUUGUAAGUAACUAGCGCAGUCAUAUCAAUGUAAAACAAUUCUUUCAAAUGCUUUAUAACAUUUUAGCAUACACUAUACUUAAAAAAUAUAUAGUAUAGUAUAUGUAUAGAAACAUGAUGGCAUAUAUGAAUAAGUUUUAAAUUUUUUGUUUGUUUAAUUAUCUAUUUUUUUCUUUCUUUUUUUUUUCUUUUUUUUACAUAUGAUUUAGGGAAAAUUUCGAAAGAUACUUAACUUUAUACUUUGACUUUCUCUGACUAUAUAGACAAUAUUAAAUUAAUUGUCAGAGCUUAAUCUUUUUUAAUGCACUAUAUUAAAAUAUUAGAUAUGUUGAUGAGAAAAACACAAAUUUGUAUAGAAAAUAACGCACACAUUGCAAAUAUUGUUCUAUGGUUGCCUUCAGGCCUUCAUCCUAUUUUAGGCAUAGCAUAUUUUUCUAAUGUAUAUUGCAAUAUCGGAAUCAUCUUGCCUAGCGAAAGCAACCAAGUUUAAAAAUAUUUAAAAAAAAAAAAGAAGAAAAAGAAAUGAUCAUAGUAGCACGUAUAUUAAACGUGCUAUAUAUAAAUAAAUAAACGAUUUGAUCAUUGAUAAAUAGAUGGGUAAAGGCAAAGUAAUCUAGCCGUGACGAUGAUCGUACUCGACUGGUUGCAUUAAAUCAUAACGAUGCUUGUAAUUAUUACGAUUGAUAUUAGUAUAUUUAAGUAAUUAAACUUCACAUUAACUUAAA
Messenger RNA from Vespula vulgaris, 4515 nucleotides. RefSeq names its product AN1-type zinc finger protein 5 (gene drn). The record is from RefSeq and is a predicted model, not a curated record. NCBI's taxonomy places the organism in Eukaryota, Metazoa, Arthropoda, Insecta, Hymenoptera, Vespidae. Gene Ontology annotation, molecular function: DNA binding; zinc ion binding. The transcript has 5 exons. The coding region runs from base 656 to 1258 and encodes 200 amino acids.